GCUAGCAGGCACUUUAACUGGUCCAGUGGGACGUACAGACAGUCAACUCCUUGAGGAAUGGAAACACUUCUAUCCAAUCAAUGGCAGCAACAUCGAAGCAGGACUUCCACCGUUGGUGGAAGUACUCGUUGGAGGUGUACGCAUGCGAUAUCCUUCCUGUUAUGUCCUGGUCACUGAUAUGGACGAUACUCCACCCGACACUCCUCUUUCUCCACCGAGCAGUCCUGCUAGCUGCGAACAUCCACUCUUAGGUCAACAGGAAUUACGAGCAGCUACAGAACUACCGGAACGCGUGUGGGCAGAAUGUACUUUGAGUUCACCGAUCUCUGCUUCCAAAACAGAAUCUUCCAUCGAACAAGGAACCUGGAGCUUCAUUGACCCAACACAAAAGUCUUCCUGUACCUGUUCAAAGUCUAUAUUGAAUAGAACAGAGGCGCCAAGUACACCACCAGGUGGACCUCCCUCUUAUUCAAGGGGACCACCGACAGGAGGAGAUUGUCUACCAGUUCCAUCUGUUGGCUCACCAGGUUCCCCUGCACCUUCACCUCUUCCAACUCCACAUUCCGAGCCAGCUUCUGUUCCACCUGCUGAGCCUACGAUGCCCACUCUAAGUCCUCAACCACCACCCAGUCAUACGAACACUGCCCCACCAUUAACCCCUUCGCAAGGUCCAAAGUCAACCUCCUCUGCAUGCAAUAAUCAAGUGCAUAGUCCAGCUCCUGGGCCAACUUUAAAACGACCAGUCUUAGUCUCCAGAGAAUGUGAGGAUAUGUAUUUAGAAAAUGAACAGUCAUUACCUUGGCUCUAUGAUUACUCUACGCAAGAAGCAUGGCUCAAUCAUCCUGUGAAACGUUUUAAGGAAUCUAAUAGUAGUCCAGUCAAUGUGCGGAGCAAUACUUUGUAUCCACCAAUGAAUUCCCAGGUUUCUCAAUCUCAGACUCCAAAAUUAGAAAUAAAACAGGAACCAAAUGUGAAUGUUGGAGAUUGCAUUGGAAGAAGAACAGAUCCUUACGAGUUCGACGCAACAGGUGACGAAAAUGGCGCAGGCGUCGAUGGACUUAGACGACAAAGAGAUGAUCCUACCAAACCGGGAUCUUUGUUCACCAGCGAAGGUCUUCAAGCAUCCUACAAAGAUUUAGACCAAAUCUUUGAUAACUCCGAUCCUGAUACUUCUAGCGAUGAAACUAAUUUGAAUCAGCUUCAAGUACAAACUCCGCCGGAAUCGAACAGAUCUGGUGGACUACACGAAGAAGCCAGAGUGGACGCCAAUAAUAGACAUAAUAACCGUGGAGUGGGUGUUCUACGACCAGAAGAACUGUCCAAAAUGUUCCCGACACCACCAUCCUUAGAGCAUAAUCCGGUCGCUUCACCUUGUCAGUUGAACGACCCCCUAAUGGACCAGACGGAACUUUCUGUACCUCAACGACCACUCAGGCAUCUCCCUGACAUCUAUCCAAACAUGGGAUCUCCCCAAGAAGAACCAAUCGACGAUUGGUCCUACGUGUUCAAGCCUACACCCAUCUGUAAGAUGGUUGGUUCUUCCAAGUAUGCUCCUCUCACGAAUUUGCCCAGCCAGUCUUUACCACCCGUUACACUGCCAUCGCACUGCGUAUACAGACCUUCCUGGCAGUGCAAUCCAGCACCCAACAGUUCAGACAAACCACUUCCACCUACUAGACCCGGUUCGGUUCAACAACAACCUUGCCCACCGAGUCCAGCACCACUGGGAGCACCCUAUCGCUCGGCAACCAUUUCUGGUAGGCCACCGCCGCCACCAUACGAUCAACCAAGCCCGGCAACAUCCACAACCUCUUCGUAUUUGAAUAAAAACCUGAAUAGUAUUGAAGCAGAUACACCGGGACCUACGCGUGCUCCAGAAUCGAACUCUCUUAUAGUAAACAUCCUAUUAGGCGACACUGCACUGAACAUUUUCCGCGAUCAUAACUUUGACAGUUGCAGUCUCUGCGUGUGCAAUGCAGGCCCAAAAGUAGUUGGCAACAUAAAAGGUGCGGAUGCAGGAGUUUACCUGACACAUUCGUGGUCAGGAGGAGCUCUAUUCCAAGAUGACGAUCAAAUUAGGUGUAGUUGCGGGUUUAGCGCGGUAGUGAACCGACGAUUAGCCCAUCGAGCAGGUUUGUUCUACGAGGACGAAAUGGAGAUUACCGGUAUCGCAGAAGAUCCUGCGGAAAAGAAGAAAGCAUCUUUGGUUGCCGUGGCAUGUGGUGGAGGUAAACCAUGUGAAGGCUUGGAUGUGAUACCACCGAACGUGUUGGAGUUGCUAAGGGAACAGUGUUUGAUCGUGCAAAGCUCCGCGAGUAGUCUGUACAGAGCAUCUAGAAUCUAUGCGUCAAUGAAGAGUUACCCUAUGCUCGCGCCUACAGUGAACAUGUUGGAGUUUAACGACGGAAAUGAAGUGUCGCUAGCGGCUCUCGAUCAGGGUAAAAUGGACGGUACGCACAACGAAAGGACUAAUCGCGUGAACGGUGUACAUCGAUGGGUGUUCCUUAGAGCAAAGGGUCCUCAGUGCAGCGGUGAUAUCGUUAGGAUGAUGAGAGCCCUGCAGCCGCUUCUGCAAGACGCGGUACAAAAAAAAUGUACCACGCGAAUGUGGGAAGCACCAUACACUGUCGCUGGUCCUCUUACCUGGAGACAGUUCCAUCGUUUAGCCGGUCGUGGAACCGACGAUCGCUGUGAACCUCAACCAAUACCCGCGUUGGUUGUCGGCUACGAUCGAGACUGGUUAUCUUUAUCACCGUAUGCCCUAAGUUACUGGGAAAAACUGCUUCUGGAACCGUAUGCCGGACCCAGGGAUGUCGCCUAUGUAGUGGUAGCACCGGACAGUGAUUGCGUCAUCAAUAAAGUGAAGUCCUUUUUCCGUGAGCUAUCGACCACGUACGAGAUCUGUCGACUGGGAAGACAUACGCCUAUUUCGAAAGCACUUCGUGAUGGUAUUCUCCGAGUUGGUAAAUCGUCCGUGCAAAAACAAGCCAAACUACAGAUAGAUGACUGGUUUAAAUUAUUAGGAGAAAAUCAAUUAGGAGAACUAUUACGGUUAUAUGCUCAAGUCUGUAACCACCGAUUAGCCCCGUAUUUAACGCAGGUUAUACAAGAUCGAAGUCUAUUAGAUCCUGGAGAUUUGCAGACAGCCAACAAACAACAACAACAGCAACAACAGCAGACAACUGUUCCUGUUACUGACACAAUGCCGGCUACUCCUGACGUAAUGACAAAACCCGAACCCGUUGAAGGAGAAAAUCCUAGAAGUGAAACUCCAUCAUCGAACACAGCAACAAAUUCAAAUUCCAAUACUGGUAAUACAACACCAACUUCUCAAACUGCCGCAAUACCCACUAACAACUCUGCUGGUCCAGAUGAAGAGGAAGUCGAGCCUCCGGCUGUGGUAGUGUAUUUGGUUGAACCUUUCUCACUAGGAGGCCCCGAAGAUCCUGAUCGCCGAAGACUUGCAAUUUUAGCUUUAUUACGGGCAUACUCAGCAGCGGUGAAUAGUAUGCCUGAAAAUAUUAGAUCCAACAUAAACGUUCAGUUAAUAUCCUUAGAAAGUAUAAUGGAGUUAGGGCGAGCUAGAGAAAGGCGAAAAAUUCAGGAUGAAAUGAGAGCGUUAGCGUUGAACGUUUUUCUACAGGGUCGCCGAUUGUUAAAUCACAAUUCUACGGUAAAAAGUCUUACUGGCUUUGGUACUGCUGCCGCUGCAGAUCUUUUCCUUAAGAGUAAAGAUUCUUAUAGUAAUACUCUUGCAACUCUACAUCAGGAACGGAACAGAGCACCAUACCGGUUGUACGCACCUGCCUAUGUGCUGGCUCCACUACGGGCAAAGAGCGAGGCACCCGAGUCCUUUGGGAUUGCUGGACCAGAAGAAUGCGCAGUACUUUAUCUGAGCUACUGUCUCAGCGAGGACCAGUCGUGGCUGCUAGCAGUCGCGACCGAUGACCGGGGCGAAAUAUUCGAGACUGCCACUAUCAACAUUGACAUACCCAAUCGGAAAAGGAGAAAACGGGCGUCAGCCAGGCGAAUCGGAUUACAGAAGUUAAUGGAUUUUAUUCUUAGCGUGAUGUCUCAGGGCGUGCAACCCUGGAGAUUAGUAGUAGGCCGCGUGGGACGCAUUGGACACGGCGAAUUGAAAGGAUGGAGCUGGUUACUAUCUAGGAAGGCGCUCUUAAAGGCAUCAAAGCAUCUGAAAGAAAUAUGUGGCCAAUGUAGUUUACUUUAUCCGUCGGCAGCACCUUGCGUUCUCAGCGCCUGUUUGGUUUCUCUAGAACCAGAUUCAACUUUGAGACUGAUGGCUGAUCAGUUCACACCUGAUGAAAGAUUUAGUCAAGCGUCAGUAAACUGCCAAUUAUCUACACCACAGGAUGUCACGUGUACUCACAUUCUCGUCUUUCCCACAUCUGCUACCACUCAGUCAUCACAAACUGCAUUUCAAGAGCAGCAUAUUAAUGGACCAGAUUUAGGGGAUGAUGAAUUGUUUUCCGCUUUAAAUGAUGACAUGCCAGAAGGUAUGGAAGGUAUGGGAGAUUUCAACGAUAUUUUCAAUGUAUGGCCAGAAGCUGGUGCUGGUGGAGGACAAAGCCCCAGUGGUAGUCCACAUCGUCCUGAAGGAUCCCCCUUAGGUGGAGAUGGCGGUGGCUCAGGUUUAGGCAAUCAUGACGGUCCAGGGAGCCCAUUCCCAUGUAGUAACACACCCAGAGUAGCAGUUGCUGAACAGGCAGAGGAAGUUGGGACGCUGUUACAGCAACCACUUGCUCUUGGUUACUUAGUAUCAACUGCGCCAACCGGACGUAUGCCACCGUGGUUUUGGUCAGCUUGCCCCCAUCUCGAAGGCGUUUGUCCAGUGUUCUUGAAGAAUGCCUUACAUUUGCAUAGUCCAGCAAUACAGCAGAACAGUGACGAUUUGUUACAACAACAAAGCGCGCUUACUGCUCACCCGCUAGACUCGCAGUACACCACCGAUGUGCUCAGAUACGUGCUGGAAGGGUACAAUGCAUUAUCGUGGCUCGCCGUGGAUGCGAAUACGAAGGAUCGACUAUCCUGCUUGCCAGUACACGUACAAGCGCUCAUGCAGCUCUACCAUGCAGCGGCAGCUCUCGUCUGACCCACACCCUCUCCCUUCGUAGUGCAGUAUGUGCACCUCUCUCACGCACUCCUUAACCAUACCAUCACUUGGGGCUUUACGAGAGCAACUGGUUUCCUAGAUCCGCCUUCAACCGUACGUUAGCGACUCUGAGAUUCCUCGAAUAAUUGGAAUAUAGGAUGCUCUUUCGACCAAUUGAAAUUGCAUCCUUCGAUGCAAAAAAUACCGAGACCCUUUUCCUUGCUCGGCUUCUUUUUAUUCUUUAAAUUCUUAUACAAUACGGUGAGUGAAUAAAGUCAUGUCGCGAUGAUACCUACCGUAGAUUCGAUACUUAUUGACAUAACAAUAAUUCCUUCUUUUUCUUUUUUAAUGUUCUUCUAUUCGUGUAAUUGUUGACAGGCGGACAAACCACGAAAUAAAAUAGAUUGUACUUUGUGUUUAACCAAUAAUCGUGACAAAUGAAAAGAAAAACACAAAGAUACUACUAAUUAACGACCAUGCAUUGCCGCAUACCAAAUGGAGUCUGAUGUAUGAAAGUGGGAAUUGAAUGCGAUAUUAUGAAUAAGAAAGAUUGAAAGAACGAAUGAAAAAUUGAGAGAAUGUCGUUAGGGAGGGAAAAAAGUGAGAACGAAAGACAACGCGUGGAAGAAAAAAAGAGUGAGUGUUUGUAUAAACGGAAGCAAAGGGGAAACAAAAGAGAGUGCGUUAAAAGAAGCUAACUUUCGAUUGCCUCUCUGUCGAUAGAUAGUUCAAUUACAAAUCAGAAUCUCUAGAAAAUUACGUAACCAAAACGUUUUUAAUUGUAAAUUGAAUUUUGUACAAAGCUUUUAUUAUUAAU
Messenger RNA from Nomia melanderi (Alkali bee), 5927 nucleotides. The record is from RefSeq and is a predicted model, not a curated record. Lineage: Eukaryota; Metazoa; Arthropoda; Insecta; Hymenoptera; Halictidae.